AUGAAUUCAUUCAGAAGAAAUACGAUAUGUCUGGAGCGUCCAAAUACAUUGCCAACACAAAAACAUGGCUUGAGUAAAUUUUUAAUGGGCAAGAAUGUCAGUAAAAAAAUAAUAAACAGCAAUAACGAGUCGAAUGCCACAUCAAACAACGACAUCAAAGAUGAUAAAAAGGUGAUUAAAUCGAUUCUGAAAAGACCUCCUCCUCCUUCUAUUGAAGCGACAAAGUCGAAUUUAAACAGAAGCACGUCGAUAUCAUUUCCAGAUGUACGAGAUGAAGAUAACCAACAAAAAGAUAUAGUUAAAUUAGUUGAUUUGGUAGAAUCAUUCCAACAAAAUGACUUACCAUCAGCGAAACCACCUUACAGUUUUUUGGUGACUGUGGUUCCCAUGGAUCAGGAGUUUACAAUGGACAGCUGGAGAAGAAUGCGGCACAACAGUGUCUUUGAAAGUUUUCAGGGAAUUUCAGUAAGUUCAAUUCAUUUCCAGAUCAUUUUAUUAGACACAACAGUGUCUUUGAAAGUUUUCAGGGAAUUUCAGUAA
This is a messenger RNA of Helobdella robusta, 540 nucleotides long. RefSeq lists its product as hypothetical. Bases 1 to 540 code for a protein of 179 amino acids. The record is from RefSeq and is a predicted model, not a curated record. NCBI's taxonomy places the organism in Eukaryota, Metazoa, Annelida, Clitellata, Rhynchobdellida, Glossiphoniidae. The transcript has a single exon.